Messenger RNA from Strigops habroptila (Kakapo), 8305 nucleotides. Its product is annotated as microtubule-associated protein 4-like. The record is from RefSeq and is a predicted model, not a curated record. Lineage: Eukaryota; Metazoa; Chordata; Aves; Psittaciformes; Psittacidae. Gene Ontology annotation, cellular component: neuron projection. Bases 1 to 3108 code for a protein of 1035 amino acids. Gene Ontology annotation, molecular function: microtubule binding. Gene Ontology annotation, biological process: neuron projection development; microtubule cytoskeleton organization. The transcript is spliced from 12 exons.
AUGAAUACAGGGGGCAUGGUGUGUCGUCACCGGCGCCAGCAGCCUGCGAGCUCGGCUCACUCUGAGCUGGUGUUACAGCCACGGGAGGAAGCGAAGCACUCGGAAAUGUCUCUCUCCAACAAACAGCCCGCAUCACUCUCCGAAUACAGCCAGCUGUGCAAAGGAAAGAACACAGAGAGCUUCUCGGAAGCCUUCCACUGCAUGGAGUCCCCAAAAGACUUUAGCAAAACUGAAUUCGAAUGGCAGAGGACUGAGGGGAAGCUGAAUGAGAUUGGCUUGAAUGUGAACUCGGGACCGAUUAAGGAUGGGCUCGUUAAGAACGCCGGUUUCACGGAUGAGGACAAGCUCUGCUUCUUUGAAGGAAAACUAGACAAAGAGCUAAAAAUAGCUCAGAAAGACAAAAGAGAAAUUGAGGUGCAAGGCAAAAAACAUCAGGCAGCUGCAGGUCACCUUGAGAGCUGGUCUUUGAUUUCGGAAACGUUUCCUUCUGCAGAAGGGAACUUUGCAAACCCUAAAACUACAGAUUUUCAUGUGGGACAGGCAGGAGCUGAAAAACCUGGUUCUGGGCUGGGUAAAAAUGAAGCCAUCACCGAUCAGGAGAAAGCAGUCAGUAAGGCUGGAAUGGAGAGCAAAUGCCAGCCAGACCCAAACCUGCCCAGUGUGUCAGUGUCGGAGAGUGAUCCCAGCAAAUACAUGAAGGAACAGGAAAUCAGUGUCUGGAAUCCAAAUUUCCACCCUAUCCUGCCUAACGAUUCGGGGUCUAAAGAAGCAACUGUGAAGAAAGGUGGAGCCCCCAGCUAUUGUGUAAUUGGGGUGGUUAAUGACAAUUAUGUGCAGAGUGGAUUUUCUUCUUCCUCAACGGCAUCUAAGCCAGAACCUCCAACUACCACCGUAGAGCUUGCACAAGAUGACUCCAAAAGUAGUUACUUUAAUAAUACCACUGAAAUGGAGGAAGAGAUGGAAGACAAGCUGAGCUGUGCAGACGAUGGCAAUUUUCUGAACAGGGCUGCCCACCAAAGGAAGGCAAUGAGGCGUGCAAUGUCAGAGUCCUCUCACUUGUCCGUGCCCCUAACCCUUAACCUGGCCGAUAAAUACCCUGAACCGGUGCUUAGAGAAGACGUCGCUACUGGUCUGCUCUCUCCUAAUAGCAGCCUGACCCAGUGCUCGAGCCCCACAGCCAGAAAGCCGGGCGCUCCAAUGAAAAGGUCAAUGACCGUGGCAGAAGAGCAAACAUCUGUCUGCAGCUUGGGUACCGAGCAGAGCCGUGCAGGGCUGCCCAGCCUGGUGGUGAAGGAGCAUCAGGCCCUUCCGGCAGAGGAGCCGGCUGCCAAGAAGCGAGAGGAGUGGAACAGCAGCAGCAACUCAGUCAAGAAAGAGCUGGGCAGUCCGAGCUUGUAUCACAGCAAGCUGGAGCAAAUCCCUGAAAUCAGCAGCCAGGACAAAGAGAGGGAGGAGGAGGUGGCAGUGAAGAAGGAGAAGAGAAAUGCCACUGAUGGAGCUGCUGGGCUUGAAUCUCCGAAAAGCAAAUGCAAUGAGAUGGAAUCCAGCAAAACUGCUCUACUGGAAAGAAAAGAAAUUGAGGUCAGCAAUGUGCAGAGCUCUCCAUCUCCCAAGCAAGGAGAUUUACCACGUGAUGCAAAACCAGAAGAGACCAAACCAGUUGAAGCUGUGACAGGGAACGAUAUCACAGCACCUCCCAACAAAGAGCUUCCUCCCAGCCCUGAGAAGAAGACAAAGCCUGCCACAUCCACGUCAUCUACAAAGCCUGCAGCAACGAAAGCCAGGCCCCUGUCCGCUACCAGCCCCAAGCGGCCACCCUCUGCCACACCUGGCCUAAACAAAAAACCCACGAGCCCUACUGCAGGUCCUACUUCAGCCACUACUACUAAACGCCCAACCACCAGCACUACACGUCCCUCCACCCUAGCUCCAAAAGAGACUAAACCAAAGGUUGCAGAUGCGAAGACCACAGAUAAGCGGACCUCACUUUCAAAGCCUCCAACAUCUGCCACUUCUAAAACUACUGUUAGGAGCAGCCCUGUUGCUCCUAAGACAACGGCAGCAUCACCAGUUGCUGCGGCUGCUGCUGCGAAAAAUACUGCUACUUCUCCACCGAAGAGGCCAACAUCCAUCAAGACUGAUGCAAAGCCUGCAGAUGCCAAGAAGACCACCGCAAAGUCACCAUCAGCAGACGUGAGCCGCCCUAAGAGUGCUACUGGAAAUGCAGUAAAAAGCAGCACCACCACUCCUACCACCUCCUCCAGUGCACCUGCUUUACCCGGAGUAGCCACCAGUCGUCCCAAACCCAAGCCUGCUGCAACCAAACCCACCACAACCUCUACCACAACAGCAGAUGCUAAAAAACCAACUGCUAAGGUUCCAGCUAAACCCAGCAUCGUUUCCAAGCCACCUCGCCCAACCAGCAGUGCUUCUGCUCCAGAUCUGAAAAAUGUACGUUCCAAAAUUGGAUCAACAGAUAAUAUUAAACAUCAGCCUGGUGGAGGAAAGGGGAAAAUAGAGAAAAGGCCAGAAUCAGCCGCUGCUGCACGCAAGUCUGAACCCAAUGUGGUCUCUAAAAUGGCUACUACUAAAACAACCGUAUCAAAAGAGGGUACCCCAAAACAGCCCAAUGGGAAAGUCCAGAUAGUCUCCAAAAAAGCGAACUACAGCCAUGUUCAGUCCAAGUGUGGUUCCAAGGACAAUAUUAAGCAUGUCCCUGGAGGUGGGAAUGUGCAGAUCCAGAACAAGAAAGUUGACCUUUCCAAAGUGUCCUCAAAGUGUGGCUCUAAGGCAAAUAUCAAGCAUAAGCCAGGGGGAGGAGAUGUCAAAAUUGAGAACCAGAAGCUGAACUUCAAGGAGAAGGCCCAAGCCAAAGUGGGUUCUCUGGACAACGUGGGACACUUGCCAGCAGGAGGAACUGUGAAGGCUGAGGGGAGCGCGGAGCCAGAGCAGCUCCCGCCAGCCCCUCAGAACGGAGAGGUGACAGCGGCCCAGGCAGGCAGUGAGAUGCGGGAGAAUGGCGUAGGGCCGGCAGUGCCCACUGCCCUCAGUGGUGGUGACCAAAGGGAAAUUCAGAGCUUCGAGACUCAGAUACAAGAAACAAAUUGAAUCUCACAAGCUGACGUUCCGUGAGAAGGCCAAGGCUCGAACAGACCACGGAGCAGAAAUCGUCGUCUCCAAACCCCCCAACCUUUCCAGCAGCACUUCCCCCUGGCGUAGCACAUCCAUCAGCGAGAGCCUGGGCUCAGUCGCCUCCUUGUCACCGCUGCAACAGCCAGCUCCCCUUGCAGCGCUUUCUCAGCAAGGCUUGUGACCCCUCCCAGCCCCAUCCCCUACCCGCUCCCCAGAGUAACGCAGCUUGGCUCUCUUAACCCGGCCCCUGGCUUUAGAUGGGAAGGGGACAGCGUUUAGCAGGGCUAGCGUCCCUUUCAGCCGCAAUGACUCCUCCAAGCAUCCUGGAGGCUCGCCCCUGCCCGAGCGUGCCGGGCUCCGGUGGUCCUUUCUUGGCUGGAAAGGGCUUUCUCCCCUCUCCAUGCCUCGUCCCUUUUGCUUUUAGGGGGAUGCUGGAGCGAGUGUUAGCGUCGUGUGACGGGAAUGGGCAUCUAGUGACCUCCAGGCUGUGUCUCGGUGGCUGGGUAGGAGCAUGCCUGCGCUGCUGGUGGCUGAAGCCAGGCCAGAGUUAACAGGGAUAAGCUGUGACCUUUCUUUCUGUCUUUAUUUUUAAACAAAACAAGAACCCACCUUUCCCUCCUUGCCGCUUCAGUUUCUGCUGAUCCUGUUUGAUGAUGAUGAUAUAUAUGAUACACACACGUUUAGGCUGUUUUAACUGUUGACUUUAACCUUUUAUUCUUUGUGACGAUGUGUUGAUGAUUUAUUGUGCUACAAACCCCUGCUAAGUUUCCUUUUCUCUUUCCUUCUUUUCCUAACCGUAGGAGAGUAGAGACAUUAACCGCUGCUGCAGUGCUGGCUUCUUAUUGACAUAUCCAGCAAUUGUAACAAUUUUGUUGUUGGUUGUUUUGGGUUUGGUUUCUUGGGUUUUUUUUUUUCUUUUUAAUAUUUUAAAACGAUGGAGCAAACUCAUGGGAUUAAGCCAUGUCUGAAAUGAAAGGCUCGAGAACGUGUUAACAGAGAACUUGCUGUAACAGAUCAGAUGGAGCCUGUGUUGACUGCAAUGAGACGUGUUGGCUCGAUGCUGGUAAAACCUUGUAGGGCUGAACCGUUGGGCCUGGAGUAUGCCCAGGACGUGUUAGCAAGGUGUGAAGACAGUUUAUUUAUUCACUUUCCCAGCCACAGCCCUGGGAUUGAGCUUUUUCUGGCCAGGGCCUGAGGUCAGAGGAGAGGCAGGAGGCUGCUUUCGCGGUGGAGUUGCAGGUUAACGCAGGCCUUGAGUUCCGAGGCUGAAGCAGGUCUGUGGUGUGCGCGUGUGGUGUUUUAGCAGAGGCCGAUGGGUGGGUGACUGUGUUGUCCGGCUGUCUGGGGUGAGGCCGAGGUGGGGAAGAAGGGAAAGCCCCCCUUUCCCCUGGGAUGCACCCCGGGGUGUGCAGGGGGCUGGGAGGGAGGCAGAGCCCUCGCUGGGCAGGGGAGGCAGGUUUUAGUGCCAGGGAGUUGCAGCUCUGACUAGGACUAAGGAGAUUGACCUACUCUUGGAGGUGUGAGCUCCUCGUUUCAUGUUGCAAAUGACACUAAAGAAAUGUAAAUAAAUUAAAAACAAAAAGAACAAAACAAAAAGAAAAGAAGUGUUCUUGGGUGGUCAAAUUAAUUUAAAGCAAAAAAAAAAAAGAAGCAACCAGAAAAAAAGGCGGAAUAACAAAACACUGGGAUCAAAGUGAACUGAACCAGGCGUGUGCUAAGGGGGGGCUGUCCAAGGAGGGGACGCAGGGAAGCCGGCAGCUUCUCAUGCUUGUGGGAAUAUUUCUUUGGGAAGCCGACAACGACACGAUAACCCGGAAUCUGUAUUUACACACAAAGAUUCUUAUUGCACUUGUAUUUUUUAUAUUAAAGUUUGCAUGAUUUCUAAUAAAAUGGCAUUAAAAUGUACUAGUUUGCAUCAAAGUCGUCUGCUAGUUUCAUAAGUGCUUUUUUCCUCUGAAUACAAAUUUAAAUAAGCAAUGCAGAUUUGCACCUCAAAGGGGCGGUUAUAUAUACCCUGGAAAACUCCCAGUGCUUCCCUUCCUCUUCCUCCUCCUCUUCCUCCCCACUGCACUCCUCCCUUCCAUCUCACAUCCCUUUAAUCCCAAACCAGGGAAAGUGGCCGAGCUGCUCUCUCCCUGCCCUUGUGUUGUGGCGUGUUGUGGCGUGUGGUCUUGGCACGCACUAACCCCGGCCCCUGUUGCAGGCCCAGCUCUUCAGUGAGAAGGGCUGGAGCUGGGGCAGGAGCUGAGGCUGGAAACCUCAUUCCUCAAGAGAGCAGGGCUGUGUCGGGAUGCUUUGAAACCCUCCAGCCAGUCCCGUGGGGGUGCUGCUGCCUCUGACCACCCGUUCACCUGCAUGCUGCCCUCAGGUAUAUAUCACUGCCCUUCACUGAUGCUUCCUUCUUUCUCUUACUGCUAAAUUCUAAACACCAGCUUGAUCUUGUCAAUCUUGGGUUUGGUUUUGUAUUGUUUUUUUCCAACACUUGAAUUGAGGGGAAGUUUGGAGGAGAGGGACUGAGGCGAGACCGAUCCCCUCCUUCGGCAGGGGCUGUGCUUCCCCAAGCAAUAAUGCUGAUACACUCGGGGCUAGGGCAGGCACCAGUGAGAGGGUCUGAUGCCCAUCGAGAGGGCCCAGUGUUGGCAAAGGUGUGCCUGGAGCCGCACUUCCCUGCUUGCCGGCAGCAAAUGCAGGCUGGCAGCAGAUGAAGCUGACCCCAGGCUCACCGGCUGGGCAGAGGAGGUGGCAGAUUGGUGCUGGUGGCAAUGGCCAGGGACCACUUGAGUGGCUUGAGGCAGGGAUGGCAAAGUCUGGUGGUGAUGGUGGUUCAACGAGGAGGUAGAAGCUGAGAUGUCAUGUUCCUCUUGCAGUGAUGCCCUGGGGUGAGAUGCCCGGGCGCAGGGAGGCAGCCAGGUCCUGGUCUUAGCUCAGGGGUCUCAGGAGGAAGGCGAGUGACAACAUUGCACUUCUGAGAUUGCAAAAGCAAAAAAGGCAAACCCCGAGCCCGCUGCAGAGGGACAGUAGUGCCACCUUCUCCCCCUGCAUUGCUUUUAUCCACUGUCUUGGCUGCUCAGUAGUCCUCGACAAGGCUUUCAGGCCCAUCUCUGAACAUGCACAACCCUUCCCAGACUCUGACACAGUUCAGCCGAAUGCCAAGCGGCUGCCCUGUGCUUCUGUGCCACUUUCUCUAACACUUGUUGUGCCUGUGUGUAGCUGACAAACAAAUCCAGAUCCACUAGUUGGCUGCGGUUUUUCUAGGACAGUGUCUUCAGGUUUCAUACAGUUGUUUUUUUUUGUAUUUUAUUUUAAGGAAAUGGCUGUAUAUAUUGCUAGCCUGGGAAGAGAUCCAUGUGUGGGGAAAACAGCUUUAGUUGCCUAAUGUGGAGAGGUGGGAGUGAGCUGGUUUGUGCUGAGACCUUAACUGAGGAUUGCAGGGAAGCUGCUGGCUGGGCAGAGCCAGGGAACGAGCUGAAUGUUGGCUUAAUCUAGGGAUAGAGGGAGCAAAUUCUCUUGGAUAAAAAAAGAGUUGUGGUCUGAAUUAGAUUAACUUGAAUGUACAUGUUGCUGUCCCGGGCUGCCUCCUGCAUGUCCUGCUUUCUCUGCAGCUGCACUUGGCCAGAUGCUGCUCUGGGGGAGGCAGGAGGGGAGAGGGGAGGGCUGGUGUGGCCGCGCAGCCUGUGUGCUUUGGUGAGCUGGGUCGGGGCCCUGCUGGAUGCGGCACUGUGGGCAGUGCUCAAGCUCGGGGCCUGCUCCUGUUUGGGCAAGAAGCUCAGCAAAGCCCUUUCCUAAGCUCAGGGUCAGGGCAAGCGCUGGCUUGGCGGUGGCUGAGCUGCUGAAGUGAAGGCAGCGGGAAGGGCUGGGUGUGAGCUUCUCUCUGGCUUGGGCAGGCAGGAGGCAUCCCCAUCGCCUGGGUGGCUCCGCCACCAUCCGGGUUGCUGGAGCCCAGUGUCUCUCUGCAUAUCAGUGGCACAUAGAGUUACUUUGGGGCUUUUUACCAUUAAAGUACAUUCAAGUAACCGAGUUUGUGUACUUGAGGCCACAGGAGCAGGAGGCCCCUUGGGUCAGUGUCCUGACCGCAAACUGAAUGUAGUUUUCUGUGCUGACCCUCACCAUUGUCCUCCACGUAGUGUCGGUGUGUGAGUGGGGCUCUAGGACCCUCUUCUGUUUGUGUUGUUCAAGCAGAAUUUCUAGUUCUCUUGGAAUGUGGCAGGAGCUUGAUGUCGGUGACAGCCUUGAGGUGACCGGAACUCCUGUGUCCUCCCCGCAUGUGGACGGAGGGAACGGCCGAGCCCAUCCUAAACUGUUCAGUGCUGGCCCUGCAAAAGGUCAAGUGGAGGCCUCCAGGCUGGGGAAAGUGUUACCAAAAGCCCUCCUGGCCCAGGGCAGGCUGCGGGUGGGUGGAAAACUGCGAUGCAAAGCAGCAGCAAGCGUGCUCCGUCUCUCCUUCCUCCUCCCCACCUGAAAUCCAGCUAGAGUAAGCAUUUGCCUUCCAGCUCUCCCUCACACGAGUCUCGCUGGCCACCAGCUGAUGUCUAGAGAUCAGACACAAGACUCUGGUCUUGCACCCGUUGUGCUCAUUCCAUCCCAGCAUUCAGCAUUGCCUGCAGCUUUGAUUACCCCGUAACAUAGGUACAACGAGUAAUAACAUAGUGGGGGGAAUGAUCAUGGGGAGGGAGGGGUGGACUGAGAGGACAGUGGGGCUGGAGACAAGGGUUUGGGGCUGAUCCUGGCUCUUGGCUCCCUCUGGGGUUUUGGGAACCUCUCUGCCUCAGUUUCCCCACCCGCAAGGUGGGGAUGAUACUACUUUUACCUCACCAGGCUGUUGUGAGGAGUGAGCAGUGUGUAAAGUGUGCUCUAAAUGUGAUGUGUUCUUACUAUUUUGUGUCAGGAUUAUUCUGCAGCAGCCCCGUCUCCUUGGGGCAGUGAGUGCACCCUUGUGCUGAGGGGAGGUCAGUGCAUGGUAUGAGGCCGGAGACAACAGCUCUGGGAGCUGGGGAGGGGGCCGAGGCAGAGCCCCCUUCUGCCAUGGGGUGAAUUCAGACCGGUUUGCUUCUGCCUUUCUGUCUCACCCUCCUGCGAGGGGCUGUAAGGCCAUCAUCUCCUUAGCAACAUUUCCUGACUUGAUGUUGUGAUUCUUACUAUUGUAAAGGGUUGAAAUAAAGCUUCUAGAUGUUCC